Perca fluviatilis (European perch) is the source of this 2819-nucleotide messenger RNA. RefSeq names its product aminopeptidase puromycin sensitive (gene npepps). Gene Ontology annotation, biological process: peptide catabolic process; proteolysis. Gene Ontology annotation, molecular function: peptide binding; zinc ion binding; metalloaminopeptidase activity. Gene Ontology annotation, cellular component: cytoplasm. Lineage: Eukaryota; Metazoa; Chordata; Actinopteri; Perciformes; Percidae. The transcript is spliced from 23 exons. The record is from RefSeq and is a predicted model, not a curated record. Bases 60 to 2819 code for a protein of 919 amino acids.
UUUGGGCUUUCUACGGGGAGAGAGAAGUGUUGCUGGCAGUGCUGGGAGGGUUCUAGUUGAUGUUGUUGCUCCUGGGCCGCAGGCUUUCGCUGUCAUUCGUAUACAGACUCACCACCUGCUGUCCACCAUCACUGUCGAGUUCUGUACUAAUAAAACUCAGAGCGAUAACUAGAGUCCCACACAACACCGUCUUCGUUAUCGCAGCCAGACAAAACACAGUAAUCAUGCCCGAGAGGAGGCCCUUCGUACGGUUACCAACUGACGUUUACCCCGUCAACUAUGGCUUGUGUCUGAAGCCCGACCUGAUCGACUUCACUUUUGAAGGCAAGCUGGAGGCUGUGGUGGAGGUUACACAAGCCACUAAUCAGAUUGUGAUGAACUGUGCUGACAUCGACAUCAUCACAGCUUCCUUUGUACCACAGGGAGGAGAAGAAAUUAAUGCCACAGGAUUCAACUAUCAAAAUGAGGAUGAGAAAGUCACCCUGUCGUUUCCUAGCUCUUUACAGAAAGGCUCUGGCUCGUUGAAGAUAGACUUUGUCGGGGAGCUGAAUGACAAAAUGAAGGGAUUCUAUAGGAGUAAAUAUACAUCCACUACUGGAGAGAUCCGCUACGCUGCUGUCACACAGUUUGAGGCCACGGAUGCUCGCAGAGCUUUCCCCUGUUGGGAUGAGCCAGCUAUAAAAGCCACCUUUGACAUCUCUUUGAUAGUUCCCAAGGACAGAGUCACCUUGUCAAAUAUGAAUGUCAUCGAACGAAAGCCAUAUCCAGAGGAUGAAAACCUUGUGGAAGUGAAGUUUGCCACCACGCCCAUCAUGUCCACGUACCUUGUAGCUUUUGUCAUCGGUGAAUAUGACUUUGUGGAGAGCCAAUCGUCAGACGGUAUAACGGUACGCGUCUACACGCCUGUCGGGAAGGCAGAACAAGGGAAAUUUGCACUGGAGGUUGCGACUAAGACCUUACCUUUCUACAAAGACUACUUCAAUGUUCCUUAUCCAUUGCCUAAAAUCGAUCUCAUAGCUAUUGCUGAUUUUGCUGCUGGUGCCAUGGAAAACUGGGGCCUUGUUACCUACAGGUGUGUACAGGAAUGGUGGACCCAUCUGUGGCUUAAUGAGGGAUUUGCAUCUUGGAUCGAGUAUCUGUGUGUGGAUCACUGCUUCCCAGAGUACGACAUCUGGACCCAGUUUGUCUCAGCCGACUACACCCGCGCUCUGGAACUGGACGCGCUGGACAGCAGCCAUCCCAUAGAGGUGAACGUGGGCCAUCCGUCAGAGGUAGAUGAGAUCUUUGACGCCAUCUCCUACAGCAAAGGAGCGUCUGUGAUCCGCAUGCUGCACCACUACACGGGAGACGAGGACUUUAGGAAAGGAAUGAACGCCUAUCUUUUGAAGUUCCAACACAAAAACGCUUCGACGGAGGACCUAUGGGACUGUCUGGAACAGGCCAGUGGAAAGCCAAUCGCUGCAGUGAUGAGCUCGUGGACCAAGCAGAUGGGCUUCCCGAUAAUAGAAGUGGACCAGGAGCAGCAAGGUGAUGACCGCAUUCUCAAGAUAUCUCAGAAGAAGUUCUGUGCCAGCGGACCACAUGAUGGUGAGGAUUGCCCCAGCUGGAUGGUCCCCAUUAGUGUUUGUACCAGCGAUGACCCCAAAUGCACCAAGCUCAAGGUUCUGCUGGACAGACCCGAUACGACCAUCACCCUGAGCGGCGUCGCCCCCGACCAGUGGGUCAAGAUUAACCCCGGCACUGUGGGCUUCUAUCGCAUCCAGUACAGCUCGUCCAUGCUGGAGAGCCUGCUACCCGGCGUCCGAGACCUCACCCUGCAGCCUGUGGACCGACUCGGCCUGCAGAACGACCUCUUCUCCCUGUCUCGCGCAGGGAUGAUCAGCACGGUGGAGGUGCUGAAGCUGAUGGAGGCGUUUGUCAACGAGCCCAACUACACGGUGUGGAGCGACCUCAGCUGCAACCUGGGAGUGUUGUCCUCGCUGCUGUCCCACACCGACUUCCACGAGGAGAUCCAGGAGUUCAUCCGGGACCUCUUCACCCCCAUCGGCCUGGAGCUCGGCUGGGACUGCAAACCAGGGGAAGGCCACCUGGACGCCCUGUUGAGAGGUCUGGUUCUGGGGAAGCUGGGGAAGGCAGGACACAAGCCCACACUGGAGGAGGCCCGGCGGAGAUUCAGGGACCACGUGGAGGGAAAGCAGAACCUGCCCGCAGACCUCCGGAGCCCGGUGUACGUAACAGUGCUGAAGCACGGAGACAGUGCCACGUUGGAAACCAUGCUGAAGCUCCACAAACAAGCAGACAUGCAGGAGGAGAAGAACCGUAUCGAGCGAGUGCUGGGCGCCAUCUCUGCCCCCGACCUCAUCCAGAAAGUCCUCAGCUUCGCCCUCUCGGAAGACGUUCGUCCCCAGGACACGGUGUCAGUAAUCGGGGGCGUGGCAGGAAGCAGUAAACAAGGGCGGAAAGCUGCCUGGAAGUUUGUCAGGGACAACUGGGAGGAGCUUUACAACCGUUACCAGGCCGGCUUCCUCAUAUCACGGCUCAUCAAGCUCACAGUUGAUGGAUUUGCAAUCGACAAAAUGGCUGCUGAAGUGAAGAGUUUCUUUGAGAGCCACCCGGCGCCGGCGGCCGAGCGUACGGUGCAGCAGUGCUGCGAGAACAUCCUCCUCAACGUCGCCUGGCUGAAGCGGGACGCCGACGACAUCCAGCAGUAUCUACUGCAGCGCAAAAAGCCCCCGUCUGAGCCGCAGCCCCCCCCCACACCAUCUAUCAUCCACACCUUCACCCCUCUUCCUUCUCUUUCGGGCGCUGUGAUUGGGUGA